Molecule: messenger RNA, 4325 nt
Organism: Castor canadensis (American beaver)
Lineage: Eukaryota; Metazoa; Chordata; Mammalia; Rodentia; Castoridae
Gene: Cpap
Product: centrosome assembly and centriole elongation protein
Biological process (GO): centriole elongation; cilium assembly
Cellular component (GO): centrosome; centriole
Molecular function (GO): tubulin binding
Source: RefSeq, a predicted model, not a curated record
GUGACUGUGGCGGCUGAUUCGUAAAUGCCGGGGCGAUUGCGGGCCUGGUUCCAGUGGCCAGGCCUUCACCGAGCGGUGUUGGAAAUCAGUAGGUCUUCUGGCUUUUCUGUUAUUUUCAUGUAAUGGUGUUUAGAUAGGAUUAAAAUGUUCCUGAUGCCAACAUCUUCAGAGUUAAACAGCGGACAGCACUUCCUACCCCAGUGGAUGACCAAUCCUUCUCGGGCAGGGGUCAUAUUAAAUCGAGGAGUUCCUGUUUUGGAAGGAGAUGAAGAGAAGCAAGCAACUACUGUUUCUUCUAGCUUCCCUGUUAAAGCCACACAUUUUUUGAAUAGCUUUAGCUUUAUUAGUGAAGAAGAUUCACUUCACGAAGAACAGAAGUUGGAGUCUGGUGGCCCUUAUAAACCACAGUCAGAAAAAUCUGAAGCCCAUACAGCCCUUCCUUUAAUUAAAAAGGGACCACAAAUAGUGGCAUGCCAGGAUGCUUCUGGAUACCAGGAAGAUAACAAAAGUGACUUUAUGUCUGAUUUUGCAAGUGAAUUCAAAGAAGCAGCUUGUGAAGAUCCACUUUUUAAAAAACUUGAACAGCUGAAAGAAAUACAACAAAAGAAGCAGGAAGAACUGAAGAGACAACAGUUAGAGCAGCUGCAGAGACUCAUGGAAGAACAAGAGAAACUGCUCACCAUGGUUUCUGGCCAACACACACGUCCAGGUUUGACAUUACUGCCUGACGAUCAGAGUCAGAAGUACAGAUCUGUGGGAAAUUCCACCAUGGGAGAAGAAGUCACAUCCUUAUUGCCACCAUGUAUCUACCUGAGUCAAGCCCAAGAGAAACUUCAUGCUCCCAACAUUUUACCUGAUGAACAAAGCAACUUUUGUAGAACUUCUCAUCAAGAUUUUGUCUUAACUUCAAAAAAUGCUUUUCCCAAUUUGUUUUAUGAGUCACAGUAUCAAGAAGCACUUGUGAAAAAAAGUGAUUCAAAAGAAGAAAGCCAUAAUCAUCCUACAGGAGAAGGUUUUUUAUCAUGUUGGGAGAAGAUGGCGGAGCAAUCUCAGGAAGAGAAUGAUAAGAACUUUAAAAAAAUUGGUGAUUCCUCAGAAAUGGUUAAUAUUGAAGAAAGGCCUAUUAAGGCUGCCAUUAGAGAAAGGAAGACAUUUGAAGACUACUUAGAAGAACAAAUUUGGUUGGAUGAACAAGCACUAAGCAAAAACAGCUAAGGGAAGCAGAAGGGACCAUUGCUAAUGAAAGCAAAGCCCAAACAACCAUUCUUAAAACGAGGAGAAGGUUUAGCUAGAUUUACUAAUGCUAAAUUCAGGUUUCAAAAGAAAGAAAGUAAACUAGUUACUAACCAGAGCAUUUCAGAGGAUCGACCUGUGUUUAAAGUAGAUAGACAACAAUUUCAGCGGAAAAACUGCACUUAAAAUAAAGAACUGUGUGCAGAGAGCCCUACUGUUAAAAAGGAACAAAAAGUUAGAACCAAGACUAGUGCCAUACUUAGUCAAAAACCAAAAGUUCCUAAGAGUAAUAAUAGGAAAAGCCUCUCUCCAUUAGGAUUGAAAGGACAGACAGGAAAGAAGUGUGAUGAAUUUAGAGACCAGAUCAAAUUAGAAAAAGUUGAAUCUACUAAUAAAGAAAAUGUACCCGAGUACAUAAAACCCUGUGAUGCUGGUUGCAAGGCAUGCAACAAGACCCAGGGGAAGGACAAACUCCCUCUUCUAAUGGGACCAGCCAGCUGUGUGACUUCUAAGAGUUUGGUAAGUGAGACUGUGAAAGUAUCAGAAUCUUCUCUUGACAUUUCUCUUCAGAAAAAAAUGGAGAAUUGGGAACGGGAAAGUAAAGGAAAUUUGGAAUUGGAUGAAUUUUGGUUUUUAGAAAAAGCUGGAGAAAUAUCAUUUUCUAGUAAUUCCUCAUUUGUACUGAAAAUCUUAGAAAGGGAUCAACAGAUCUGCAAAGGUCACCGGAUGUCUUCGACACCUGUGAAAGCUGUGCAGCAGAAGACACAUGAGGCAGAUGUCACUAGUCAGAGUGACCACAGCGAGGAUGCUAGCCACACUGCUGCACAUGAGAUUAAGAGUGAGUCUAAGGCCUCACCCAAGACAUUUGGUUCAGCAUCCUUGCCUGAUAAUUUGAGGGAACCAACUUGUAAAAUCAGUAGGAAAGCCUUCCAAACAAGCACUUCUGAAAAUCAAAAGCGAUGGGAUACAAUUUGGUGUGUUAUGAACAGUGACAGUAGCAGUGACUCUGAUGAGCAACUUGAGACAAUAAAACCAUCUACUGAGGAUGGAGAAAGAGGUUUCAACAACAGAGAGGAUAGUCCACAAGUCUGUGAUGGCAAGGGCCCUUUUAGAAACACCAGCACUAAAGAAGAUAAAAGGAGAGAUGUCGACCUUGAUUUGUCUGAUAAAGAUUAUAGCAGUGAUGAGUCCAUCACAAUAGAAAACAUGGAAAAUAAAGUGUCUGAGCCCUCAGGAAGACAGUCAUCUUUAAGUGUGAGUAAACUUGACUUUGAUGAUGAAAGAUCUUGGACUGACCUCGGAGAGAAUUCAUGGAAACAUGAUGUUACUGGGGAUGAAGCCAUUUAUGGGAUGCCCCAGACACACUACCCUAAUAAGAAUGAAAUAUGUGUUCUGGAUAAAACAAUAAAAAGGAAGGUUGCACCAGUGAAGAAGGGAGAAGACUUUAGCAAGUCCAGAAGUAGCAGAAGUCCCCCUCCUACAUCAGAUCUAAUGAUGAAAUUCUUCCCUUCUUUGAAACCAAAACCAAAAUCAGAUUCACACUUAGGAAAUGAACCCAAGUUAAACAUGAGUCAAGACCAACCACCAGUUGACAAUGCUCGAUCCCAGGUUUUGAGAGAAAAAGUUAUUGAAUUGGAAACAGAAAUAGAAAAAUUUAAAGCUGAGAACACAUCUUUGACUAAACUUCGCAUUGAACAAGAAAAUGCCUUGGGAAAACUGAGGAAAGAAAUUGCAGACUUUGAGCAACAGAAAGCAAAAGAACUGGCUAGAAUAGAAGAGCUUAAAAAGGAAGAAAUGAGGAAGCUACAAAAGGAACGCAAAGUUUUUGAAAAGUAUUCUACAGCUGCAAGAACUUUUCCAGAUAAAAAGGAACGUGAAGAAAUACAGGCUUUGAAGCAGCAAAUAGCAGAUUUACAAGAAGAUUUGAGAAAGAAGGAAGCAAAAUGGUCAAGUGCACAGGGCCGUCUCAGAAGCCAGAUAGAAAUGUUAGUCAGAGAGAACACAGACCUGCGGGAGGAAAUAAAAGUGAUGGAAAGACUCCGACUAGAUGCAUGGAAGAAAGCAGAAGCUGUUGAGAACAGCUCCAAGACCUACCAGCGGGUGGGUGCCAUGAAGAAAGACAAGUCUGUGAACUCAGCUCCUCAGUGUCAAAAAAGUCACAUUUCUUCAGGAGCCCAAGUAGAAAAAUAUAAGAAAAAUUACUUGCCAUCACAAGGGAAUCUAUCUCAAAGAUCCAAGUUGGUGCCACCUCGUGAUUUAGGAAGCUCAGAUAAAGAACAAGCUGCCUUACCCAGGGAGCCACUUGAACCAGUACAUUUCCCAGAUCUUGAAUAUAAAAAGAAGGAAGAAAAUGAAAAAGAAGAAAUUGAGGGAGAAAUUAGUCAUUCUGAUGGAAAGGUGGAAAAAGUUUAUAAGAAUGGGUGCCGGGUUAUACUCUUUCCCAACGGAACUCAGAAGGAAGUGAGUGCAGACGGGAAGAGCAUCACUGUCACUUUCUUUAAUGGUGAUGUGAAGCAGGUCAUGCCAGAUGAGCGAGUGGUCUACUAUUAUGCUGCUGCCCAGACCACUCAUACUACCUACCCAGCAGGACUCCAGGUCUUACAUUUCUCAAGUGGACAAAUAGAGAAACAUUUCCCAGAUGGAAGAAAAGAAAUCACAUUUCCUGACCAGACCAUUAAAAACUUAUUUGCUGAUGGACAAGAAGAAAGCAUCUUUCCAGAUGGCACAGUUGUCAGAGUACAGCGUGAUGGCAACAAAAUCAUAGAGUUUAAUAAUGGCCAAAGAGAAUUUCAUACUGCCCAGUUCAAGAGACGGGAAUAUCCAGAUGGCACUGUUAAAACUGUAUAUACAAAUGGUCGUCAAGAAACAAAGUACAUUUCAGGUCGAGUGAGAGUUAAGGACAAAGAUGGUAAUGUUCUGGUGGACACGGAAUUGUAAUGGUUCUUGUGUGACUAAUCAUGAAGUAACAAUGAUUUUCCUAUAAAAAAAUGUACAUUUCUUGUGGAUUCUGUUGUUUAAUUUAUAUAGACUGCGUGUAUGUGUAUGUAUGUGUGUGUUAACAGAAAAGAUGUUUGGAUUCUAAAAUAAAAGUU